Messenger RNA from Amorphotheca resinae ATCC 22711, 756 nucleotides. RefSeq lists its product as hypothetical. The coding region runs from base 193 to 756 and encodes 187 amino acids. The transcript is spliced from 3 exons. Lineage: Eukaryota; Fungi; Ascomycota; Leotiomycetes; Helotiales; Amorphothecaceae. The record is from RefSeq and is a predicted model, not a curated record.
CUAUAUACCCCGUUAAACCCUCUCUCAACCUCCGCGUGUCUCUCGGAAACCAGAUAGGUAGCCUUCAAGACGACCUUUGCACAUAUCAUCACCUUUACCAUCGAUCACUUGCUACAUUCGCUCUCAACCGCCUCCUUCAGCAUCCUAGAUCACUCGUUACCAUUUCAUCGCUGCUCGUCCUGCUUUGACAAGAUGUCCCAAAGCUCCGACUUCGACCACAGUACCGAGGAAUGGGAGGCACAAAGGGAGCUCUUCACCCACUAUUACGUGAUAGAGGACAAGCCCCUCUGGGAAGUGAAGAGCAUCAUGGAAAAUACCUACGGGUUCCGAGCCACCGAACGGCAAUACAAACGACGCAUCGCCCUCUGGAACCUAGACAAGAACAUCAGAGACUCCGAGAUGAAAGCCAUGCUCCGCCUACAGGUACAGCGCAAGAACGAGCAGGGCAAGCAGAGUAUAUUCUAUAUCCACGGCCGUCCGGUGGAGAACAAGAAGCUAGAGCGAUACGUGCGUCGCAAGGGCUUGAGCGAGGCUGAUAUCAUGGCGUGGAAUGCCCCCGUUCCCCCCUACAUUACAUGUCAGACUCCCCCGCCCGGGACGGCAGGGGCACAGACAGCAGGAUCUCAGGGAGCAGGAUCUCAGAUGGGAGAGAGUAGUCAGAGUGGAGCCGCGGGUCAAUACAACACUUCUUUCUCUUCUUACCCUUCCUCCACCUCCACCUACCGCUACCCUUCCCAGUACUACCCCUCCUUCUAG